Molecule: messenger RNA, 3064 nt
Organism: Suncus etruscus (white-toothed pygmy shrew)
Lineage: Eukaryota; Metazoa; Chordata; Mammalia; Eulipotyphla; Soricidae
Gene: DIS3L2
Product: DIS3 like 3'-5' exoribonuclease 2
Exons: 21
Coding region: 128-2794 (888 amino acids)
Biological process (GO): miRNA catabolic process
Cellular component (GO): exosome (RNase complex); P-body
Molecular function (GO): RNA binding; 3'-5'-RNA exonuclease activity
Source: RefSeq, a predicted model, not a curated record
CUUCGUCCUUAGCAACUGCGGGACCUCGGCGGCGCCGGCCUCCCGGGAGCAACGCUUGUGACAACUGCACCACUCACAACGAAAAGAACUCGGAAUCUGGAGAGAAGCACCUGUUUUGACACCAGCAAUGAGCCAUCCCAACUACCAGCUGAACCUGUGCCCUCUGGCCACCCCCAGAGGUGCGUCCCGUAGGCUUGAUCCACAUGGUGUUGGAACUUCACCAGGUAGCAGGAAUUCCAAGAACAAGUCAACAAGAGCGAAGAAAAAGAGCAUAUUUGAGACCUACAUGUCCAAGGAGGCUGUGUCCGAAGGUUUAAAGCGGGGAACGCUUAUCCAGGGUGUAUUGAGAAUCAAUCCUAAGAAGUUUCAUGAAGCCUUCAUUCCUUCCCCGGAUGGUGACCGGGACAUUUUUAUUGAUGGGGUUGUUGCUCGCAACAGAGCCUUGAAUGGGGAUCUGGUGGUGGUGCAGCUGCUUGCUGAGGAGCAGGCAAAGGUAAUUAAACCAGAGGGCAAUGACAGAGAAACAGAAGGUGCUGAUGAAUUAGGUCUCCCCGAGGAGCUCUGUGGAAGCCAGCUCUCAUACCAAUCCCCCAAAAGUUACGACGACAGUCCUGAUGUCAUCAUAGAGGCUCAGUUUGAUGACUGUGGCUCAGAAGGUGAACAUGGCAACUCCCCAAAUGUUCUUAUUGAUGGCAUCAAGAAGCUCUCAAUGUGUGUUCAUGACAAAGGAAAAGACGAAGAUCAUGCAACUGUCACAAAAGCCGAUUCCUCUGCCACUGCACAGGACAUGCAAGCAUCUCCUGAGAAGAUCAGCAAAGAUCAGCAAAGAUCAGCAAAGGUGGUUUACAUCUCAGAGAAGAAGCAUUCGAGAGCAGCAACGGGGUUCCUCAAACUUCUGGCCAAUAAGAACAACAACCUGUUUCAGAAAUAUGCCCUAUUUUCUCCUGUUGACCAUCGAGUACCUCGAAUUUAUGUGCCUCUCAAGGACUGUCCCCAGGACUUUGCAACCCGACCUAAAGAUUACGAAAACACGUUGUUCAUCUGCCGCAUCGUGGACUGGAAGGAGGAUUGCAAUUUCGCUUUAGGGCAGCUGGCAAAGAGUCUUGGACAGGCAGGUGAGAUCGAGCCAGAAACAGAGGGCAUUCUAACAGAGUAUGGAGUGGACUUCUCGGAUUUUCCUUCCAAAGUUCUAGACUGUCUCCCACGCAACCUACCUUGGACAAUUCCACCAGAAGAAUUCAAUAAACGAAGAGAUUUAAGAAAGGACUGUAUCUUCACCAUUGACCCAGCAACGGCCCGAGACCUGGAUGAUGCACUCUCCUGUAGGCCACUCCCUGACGGCUCCUUUGAAGUGGGGGUCCACAUUGCUGACGUGAGCUACUUUGUUCCUGAGGGGUCCGAGCUGGAUCAAAUGGCAGCAGAGAGAGCUACAAGUGUCUACUUGGUUCAGAAGGUCAUCCCCAUGCUGCCCAGGCUGCUCUGUGAGGAACUCUGCAGCCUCAACCCCAUGAGCGACAAGCUGACUUUCUCUGUCAUCUGGACGCUGAAUGCACAGGGCAAGAUCCUCAGCGAGUGGUUCGGACGCACUGUCAUCCGCUCCUGUGCCAAGCUGAGUUACACACAUGCUCAGAGCAUGAUUGAGAGCCCCUGCCAGGCACUCCCUGAGGACCAGCUACCUCCCAUCUCCCCAGAGCACAGCAUCCAGGAGAUACACCAGGCCAUCCUGCAUCUCCACGCCAUUGCCAAGGAGCUCCGCGCACAGCGCUUUGUGGAUGGGGCGCUGCGCCUGGACCAGGUCAAGCUUGCUUUCACUCUGGACCACGAGACUGGACUGCCACAAGGAUGCCACAUUUAUGAAUACCGCGACAGCAACAAGCUGGUGGAGGAGUUCAUGCUCCUGGCCAACAUGGCCGUGGCCCACCGCAUCCACCGCGCCUUCCCUGAGCGUGCGCUGCUCCGCCGCCACCCGCCACCACAGACCAAGAUGCUCAGCGACCUGGCGGAGUUCUGUGGCCAGAUGGGGCUGCCUGUGGACUUCAGCUCUGCCGGCGCCCUCAACAAAAGUCUAACCGAAAUGUUCGGAGACGACAAGUACUCCAUGGCCCGGAAGGAGGUGCUAACCACCAUGUGCUCUCGGCCCAUGCAGAUGGCUCUGUACUUCUGCUCGGGGUCGCUGCAGGACCAGGCACAGUUCCGGCACUAUGCACUCAACGUGCCACUCUACACGCACUUCACCUCACCCAUCCGCCGCUUUCCAGAUGUGCUGGUGCACCGCCUGCUGGCCGCCGCACUGGGCUACCGGGAGGUGCCCAGCAUAGAGCCCGAUGGCCUGCAGAAAAAGGCAGACCACUGCAACGACCGCCGCAUGGCGUCCAAACGCGUGCAAGAGCUCAGCACGGGCCUCUUUUUCGCCAUCAUGGUCAAGGAGACUGGCCCGCUGGAGUCUGAAGCCAUGGUGCUGGGUGUACUGAACCAGGCCUUCGAUGUGCUGGUGCUGCGCUAUGGUGUGCAGAAGCGCGUGUACUGCAAUGCACUGCCCCUGAGGUCCCACCACUUCCAGCGUGUGGGAAAGAAGCCGGAGCUCACGCUGGUCUGGGAACCUGAGGACAUGGUGCAGGAGCCAGUGCAACAGGUUCUCACCAUCUUCAGCCUGGUGGACGUGGUGCUGCAGGCAGAGGAUGCCGCCCUCAAGUACAGUGCCACCCUCAAGCGGCCGGACCAGGUGCACCACAGUGACCAUGAUGGCAGCUGUGACAUUGACAGCGACUACACGAACCUGGAACCAGAAGCCUGAGAGUCUCACCUGCUGGCUUUUAGGAUUGGGACCUUUCGGCACCGAAGGGGAGUUUUAAUUGGAUUUUUAACACUUCAGGAUUUUGUUUAUAUUUUCCAUCCUAUUUUAUUUUUGCAGCUCAGUUUUUAAACAGACUAGGGGGGGGGGUUGGGUGUGGAUCCUGACCCGAACAGUGCCACAGCCGCUCCCCCCAUUCACUGCCUCCUCUGCCCAGGAAUCUGGGGUCCUCAUCAAAUCAGUGUCAAGGAAUAAAAUCAAGUGUGAAGUGCA